AUGACUGGCUUGUUUGUGGAGAUGAACAACCGUCUGAUCAGCCUGUCGGAUAACUUUUAUAUGAGAAUAGUAACCAAGUCACAAAGGGAAGUCGAACAUGCUAGCAAUGGCUUGACACUUGAAACGAUCAUCCGAUGCGACGAGGCUAUUAAAGAAUGGUGGGCGACUACUCCUACUUGCUUACGGCUAUGCAACGACUUAUACACCGACAAUCUUCAGCUACUGAACGACACAGACUGGAUCAAGGGUGUUAUAAUCUGCUUCGCCCAUAUGCUAUCCAACUAUGAGGAUAUGCCUUCGAGCAGAUUUUACCGUCUACCAGAACUACAGUACCCACUACCCGGAUAUGCUCUUUUUGUCGAUAUCUUAGAUACAUCUUGUGCUCACCUUCAAUCAACGCCUUAAAUGAUCCCUCGGAUCUCACAACAACUUUUGGCUGUUUGGACUCUAUGGCAAAGUAACAUGCACUGUUUCCUUACCUCCCACUACAUACUGUCAACUUUUCUCACCACCACCCAUUGUGUAUACCAUCCACCUUUUGUCUAACUUUUACUUUGUUCAAGAUGCAUAUGUAUAUGUACAUAUUAGAAAUCCUUCGUGUUGUUUAGCUUUAUAUAUAAACUUCUCUGUGUUGUAUUCGUU
Molecule: messenger RNA, 642 nt
Organism: Zychaea mexicana
Lineage: Eukaryota; Fungi; Mucoromycota; Mucoromycetes; Mucorales; Lichtheimiaceae
Exons: 4
Coding region: 1-405 (134 amino acids)
Source: RefSeq, a predicted model, not a curated record